Molecule: messenger RNA, 939 nt
Organism: Balaenoptera acutorostrata (minke whale)
Lineage: Eukaryota; Metazoa; Chordata; Mammalia; Artiodactyla; Balaenopteridae
Product: ras-related protein Rab-2A-like
Cellular component (GO): Golgi apparatus
Molecular function (GO): GTPase activity; GTP binding
Source: RefSeq, a predicted model, not a curated record
AUGGGUGCAGAGAAGAAGGGUGAUGCCCCGCUGGUAGCUGUGGUGAUUGAGGAAUGUGGUGGCUUUAGUGCCUCCUGGUUCUGGGGGGUUCUCUCCAUGAAAGAGGGAGGCGGGGCGGAGGCGCCGCGGUGGCUGUUAUCGUUCAACUGGGCUCCGCUGGGCGCCGUCUCCCUUGCCUCCGACUGUGUCGAUUUCUCCCGCUUCCUCUCGGCCCCUCAUUCCCGGCGGCUGACGACGACGGCGGCGGCUGCGGCGGGCGGAGCCUGGCGUUUCGAGGCCGAGCGGCGCCGGGCCGCGGCCGUGGCGUACGCCUGUCUCUUCAAGUACAUUAUCAUCGGCGACACAGGUGUUGGUAAAUCAUGCUUAUUGCUACAGUUUACAGAUAAGAGGUUUCAGCCAGUGCAUGACGUUACUGUUGGUGUCGAGUUCGGUGCUCGAAUGAUAACUAUGGAUGGGAAACAGAUAAAACUUCAGAUUUGGGAUACAGCAGGUCAGGAGUCCUUUCGUUCCAUCACGAGGUCGUAUUACAGAGGUGCAGCAGGGGCUUUACUAGUGUGUGAUAUUACAAGGAGAGACACAUUCAACCACUUGACAGCCUGGUUAGAAUAUGCCCGCCAGCAUUCCAAUUCCAACAUGGUCAUUAUGCUUAUUGGAAAUAAAAGUGAUUUAGAAUUUAGAAGAGAAGUAAAAAAAGAAGAAGGUGACGCUUUUGCACGAGAAUAUGGACUUAUCUUCAUGGAAACCUCUGCUAAGACUGCUUCUAAUGUAGAAGAGGCAUUUAUUAAUACAGCAAAAGAAAUUUAUGAAAAAAUCCAAGAAGGAGUCUUUGACAUUAAUAAUGAGGCAAAUGGCAUUAAAAUUGGCCCUCAGCAUGCUGCUACUAAUGCCACGCACGCAGGCAGUCGGGGAGGACAGCAGGCCGGGGAAAGCUGCUGUUGA